Messenger RNA from Orbilia oligospora ATCC 24927, 2484 nucleotides. RefSeq lists its product as uncharacterized. The transcript has 3 exons. Gene Ontology annotation, molecular function: small GTPase binding; guanyl-nucleotide exchange factor activity. The record is from RefSeq and is a predicted model, not a curated record. Lineage: Eukaryota; Fungi; Ascomycota; Orbiliomycetes; Orbiliales; Orbiliaceae. The coding region runs from base 1 to 2484 and encodes 827 amino acids. Gene Ontology annotation, biological process: vesicle-mediated transport. Gene Ontology annotation, cellular component: endocytic vesicle; cytosol.
AUGCAGGAGGACACCGCCCUCCAUGCAAAACAACCACAACUACAGUCACAGUCACAACCACAAUCACAACUUCAGACACUUCAUAAUGACGGUAGUAGAGAAGACCUCGCUACGUCGUCCAUCAUGACCGAUGCCAGAGAAUGGGAGGAAUCCCCCACGAAUCCUGCUACAAUGCCACCUUCCGGUCUAUCUGUCGACCCCACCGAUACUUCGUCUGAUCUCUCCACAUCCCUCUCCAAGCUCGAUAUAACAUCUCCUAAAUCUCCUACGAAAGUAAAGGAUUCUCUAUCUCAGACUCUCCCCAGUUCUCCACCGGCUCCCGUUCCUCCUCCAAAGGAUAAGCCUUUACCCACUCCUGAAGACGUCCUCUCCAAAGCAGAGACAACUCAGACAAAGUCUGCUGGGAACGCUGCCCUACCAGCUUUGCCUCCUCCUGAGAAUGGAAGACUACACCCGGGAUACCCUGCUAAAUCUCAUGGCCGUUCCUUAUCUGGAUCGUCUAUAUUGGACGCCGCUGAAGAGGAGGAGGGGCAGGAUACCAAGGGAGAGAUCAGAAGUAUCAUGUCACAGUUCUCUCCGAAGUUAACCCCACAAUCCGACCUCGAGGACCCAAAACCCUUUUCAUCUUCAUCUUCUCCUUCUCCUCCUCCUCCUACUACCAAUAAUGACGAAAUAACCCUGUCCGAAAAGACGCCAGCUUCACAUAUCCCACCUCGAACAUCCAGUCUUGAGAACCUCAGACCUGCUGCCAAUACUUCUGCUCCUACAACCACCCCGAGAUCCCCGUCAACGUCAUCAUCCACCGAGAAACAUCUACCCCCGCAAUUAAACCGUCGCUUCUCCACAACCCUAGAUCCCCACUCUCCCGCUGAACCCACCCCUCCCCCGCCGGCACCAGAUCCGGAACCUCCACAACCUUUCGAUUUCCACCGUUUCCUCGAACAACUCCGUCACCGUACCGCCGACCCCGUGGCUCGCUUCCUCCGUUCCUUCCUCAACGAAUUCGGAAAACGACAAUGGGUGGUCCACGAGCAAGUCAAAAUUAUCUCCGAUUUUCUGGACUUUAUUCACAACAAAAUGGCCAUCUGCGAUGUCUGGCGCGAAGUCUCGGAUUUAGAAUUCGAUAAUGCAAAGGAAGGAAUGGAGAAACUUGUUAUGAAUAGACUAUAUACCCAGACUUUUUCACCUGCGAUAGCGCCUCCGCCUUCGCCGCUUGAUAAACGAGGGAAAAGACGGCAGAAUCCUCACAUGCCGGGAAGGAGAGGGCAACAUCAGGAGGACGUCGAGAGGGAUGAGAUUUUGGCACAAAAAGUGGCAAUAUAUGGAUGGGUUAGAGAGGAGCACCUCGAUAUAAAACCAGUUGGAGAGAGCGGACGUAAAUUUUUGAGUUUAGCGGUGCAGGAGCUAUUGAAAAUCAAUAAUUACAGGGCACCGAGGGAUAAAGUUAUUUGCGUGCUGAAUUGCUGUAAAGUCAUAUUUGGACUACUACGGCACGCAAACUCGACACAAUCAGCAGACGAUUUUGUCCCACUCUUGAUCUACGUCGUCCUCCGAGCCAACCCUGAACACUUGGUCAGUAACAUUCAAUACAUACUCCGCUUCCGCAAUCCCGACAAACUUGGCGGUGAAGCAGGGUACUACCUAUCGUCGCUUUCGGGGGCAAUCCAGUUUAUCGAAGGACUCGACAGAAGUAGUUUGACUAUUGAAGAUGAAGAGUUUGAAAAAAACGUGGAAGAAGCAGUAAGGAAAAUUGCAGAAGUGAAGGAACCGAUCAGUCCUGUUGUAGGGAGCACACCUAGAGGCAGUGUAAGCGGUGAAGGUGGGCAGGGUCCUCCACAGGGUAGUGGUGGUGGUGCUGGCGUGAGAAGUGUAUCUAUGUCUGCCGCGAUGGCGGCAGAUACGCAAGAGAGAGUUAGUGCAGAAAGAAGGAGGAGUGUGGAUACUAAUGCAAAUGCAGGAAGUGGGGAUGAAGAGAAAGCAGCAGUAGCAGGAUUGUUGAGAACAAUACAAAAACCGCUUAGCACAAUUGGGAGGAUAUUUGGAGAUGAUUCAUCGAGUCAGCAGAGUCAACAGAGUCAGCAGGAUAUUACGAGGCAGUUACAUCCUGUGACAGUGGAUGCCGGGCCGGUUAGCACGCCGUUGCCGGGAAAUACACCGCGGACAAGUCCGAGGCCGAAUAGUCGAGAAGGCUUACAGGCGCAGCAAGCUCAAGCUCAGAAUCAGAACCCGCCACCGACGAAUGGUUUUCCCGGGGCGAGGUAUUUACAACCCGAAGCACUGGAGGCAGCAGAGAGUGCUGCCAGACAGGCGAGUGCGGAAACAGCGGAGGCUGUGAGGAUACAAAGGGCGGAACAUGAGAACGUGGUCGGAAUAUUAUCGGCCAUGUUCCCAGAUUUGGAUAAAGACAUCAUUGACGAUGUGGUACGGUUAAAGGAUGGGAGGUUAGUAAGCUCAUUGAAUCCUAUUAAGCUUUGGUUUGUGUGA